GGUGGCCAUUUUGGCAACAUCAUACAGAGGAAGAAGAGGGGCGCGGAUUGUAUUAUGGGACUCCAUGUGCUAUCUCGCUGAUUUAUUUCCCACUCCCAAACAUUACAGAAUUACUUACAAUAUAUAAUUAAUCAUGGAAUGUGGACAUUUUCAGAUCCAUUUGUUCCUUUCUGCUUCUUUUGCAGCUACUUCCUAUGGGUUUUAUUCAAAUGAAAGGUUACAAGAGCUUGCAAAACCAAAGCCAACCAAAGAUGUAUGGAAUUUUCAUCGCAAGUUAAUCUGGGGAAAUCAAGAGCCAAUAUGGCCCCUCUCCUCAAGGACUUUGCUGAGACAGCCCAGCUCAAGAAUCCUGACUCUGGCAAGGCCAAGGGAAACAGCUGAUAAACAGAAGAGGUCCCUCUUCGUGUUCAGCUGUGGUCAAAUGUCAGAGAUUUGGAAACGUUCUUCAACAGUGUAUUCUGCAAUGCCGACAAAGCGAUUGCUGAAGCUAGCAGAACCUAGGCCAAUUUCUGCAACUUAUCUGAAACUAAGGCCACGAAGUUCCCCUGUGUGGCCUGUCUGCUCCUCAGCACUUUGUUCCAGAGCUUCUCAACGGAUUUUGACCCUUGCUCAACCGAGAACUAUCCAUCCAAACUUUAGUUUUCCAGAACAGCCUGAAAGAGAGAUUUCAAAGGCUGCAAGAAGAGCUGAGGCUAGCCCAAGAUUACAGCAACUUGCCCAGCCAGUAGUUAGGAAAAAAAUGCAGUUAUAUGAAAAGACAUGCAUGGAGGUCCCAAUCCGCCAAAUACCCCUGACUGCUCUACAAGCUGUCCCAAGUCCAAGGCUACUUGAACUAGCAAGACCAAAAACAAUCCCUUCUGACAGUGCCAUGGACCGUUCCCCUGAGUGGCCCGUGUCAGUGGCAGCCAUGCAGGCAGUGGCCUCUCCUCGACUCACGGAACUCGCUCAUCCUCCCAACAGGGCCCCAACCAAUCUCGUGCAGUUUAAUCCAGAUGCCUUUAUUGUAAAGGAGUCUGCUAAGAAAGCAUUUUGUACAGAAAGAGUCAAGCAUUUAGCGCAACCAAUUACUCGUUGAUCACACGGAUCACCCACAUCUAAAUCUCUGUGGCAUUUUCAAUAAAUUAAAGGAAC
This is a messenger RNA of Protobothrops mucrosquamatus (brown spotted pit viper), 1131 nucleotides long. RefSeq names its product theg spermatid protein like (gene SPMAP2L). The transcript has 8 exons. NCBI's taxonomy places the organism in Eukaryota, Metazoa, Chordata, Lepidosauria, Squamata, Viperidae. The record is from RefSeq and is a predicted model, not a curated record. Bases 134 to 1075 code for a protein of 313 amino acids.